AUGUUUAAACGCGCUAGAUCCGGCGGUGAUGAACCGCCCUCGAAGCGGCAGUGCACGAUUGACGUUCAAGCGAACCAGGCAGUACCACCGGCGCUGUACGAUAAUGGUGCAUGGGUGAUCCUGUCCAAAUUCCUCACAACAUCGAUGUCUCUAUCCGAGGUAGACGACGCGCACAUAGCGUACCUGGGCGAUCGAUACUUAGUAGACGACUGGGUGGAACCUCGACGUCUCCUCUUCUCCGGCGACGAGGAUAACGCCAAAUCCUUGGAGAACUUUACCAAGCUUUGGAAGACUUACAUACCCUCUUCACCAGAAGAGUCUUCCGUUUGUAUACCUACACCGAGGUCGAACGUCUACUCGUCAAGAUCACGUACUCAAAAAUCACACAAAUUAUCCAAGGCAGCCUCCAAGUUCAUUGCUGAUAAGGCCGAUGUCGGUGACGACGAUGAAGACGAAGACGAAGACGAGUAUGGUGAAGAUUCGGAUGGACCUUCUACACAGUCGCCAAUGGUUACAAGCUUGCCAGGAAUGUCGGCGAAACGAAGACUGGCAGCGACCUUUGACGAUAUGGCAACUCGGUUCGAACAGCUGUUUGCCUCGUCAAGAUCUCGCCCAUAG
Molecule: messenger RNA, 618 nt
Organism: Suillus fuscotomentosus
Lineage: Eukaryota; Fungi; Basidiomycota; Agaricomycetes; Boletales; Suillaceae
Exons: 3
Coding region: 1-618 (205 amino acids)
Source: RefSeq, a predicted model, not a curated record